CCGAUGAGGUUUUCAAUAAUGCAUCAUGUAAGAAAACGAUCGAUUUUAAUAUUAGAUUAGUUUAUUAAAGUCAAUAUUAACACAGUCAGGUUGUUAAAGUUGUGAAGGACGUAAAUAUAUGCAUAGUACAUGUAUGUUUUCAAUGAGGGUUACAUUACUUUAACAUGGAUUCGUCUGGAAAAAAGAAAGACGAAAGUGAAGACAAGUUAAAUUCAGCAGCUGAGGCAAAUGCACAAUUGUAUUGUGAAUCAUGUAACAAAGAUGGUAUACGAUUAACUCCACAAGGCUACUGCCAGAACUGUAUGGAACGUGAUAACUGUUAUAAGACACACAGAGAACCAUCUCCUAAUGCUGAAACAGAUGAACUGGAAAGAGGUGACAUGGUAGGCCGUUGCAAAGGUUUACGAACAGAUGGAGGUUGUUUUGAAAUUCUUACAAUAAAGUAUUCAGAAGAUAUAGACGUCCAAAUUCCGUCGGAUAAAUACGAUUGCAGUAUUCCGGGAGCAACGGUUAUUGCUAAGGAUAUUGUUUCCUUGUGUGAUUUCAGUAAUAGUUCUGUCAAAAUAGUUGAUACACAGCUAAAGAAAACAAUUUCUGAGAAAGCAUUACCUGAUUGUCCAGAUAAUUUGGCAUUACUUCCAAAUGAUAUACUUGCAGUCACUCUGUCUGAUAUGAAAACAAUAGCGUUCCUAUCCAUACCUACAGAACUGACUGAAGUCCGGCGUCUGGAAGUAGACGGAAAUUGUAAGGAUUUAGUUUAUCAUGACAAUAAAUUAAUUGUUGCAUUCGAGUGGCCUGGUAAAGUUCAGAUCAUGGACUUAGAUGGUCACGUAUAUAAGUCCGUAGAAAAAGAUUUCUAUGGUAACGAAUUAAAAUCUCCAUAUGUUACGCAUGGUGCCAAGAAGAACAUCUAUAUCUCAGACAGUAUCAAAUCAACAAUCACAAGUAUGAAUCUGAAUGGAGAAAUAUUGAAGGGGUACAAAGAUGAACGCCUCGUUGAACCUUGUGGCAUGGUUGUUCUUGAUGACGGCUCGAUAUUGGUGUGUAGCAGUGGAAAUAACAAAAUUCUUUUGAUAUCAGAAAAUCUUGAAACAACAAGAGUGAUACUUGAAGAAAAGGACGGACUGUACUGCCCUUGGUCUUUGACUUUAGAUAGAGAACAGAACAAACUCUAUGUUGGAAGUGGUAAAAAGUGUAAUUUUCUUAACGUGUAUGAUGUUUAUGCUGAGGCGAUUGUUUGAACUAUUAAACAACCGUACCAUAACCACUAGUAUAGUUAAUGUAAGCAAGGUUCCAGACUAGCAUGAACAGUUACCGAUAACACAAUAAAAUCGAACAAUAACAUACAGAACAUAUUUUUGAUUUGUGACUUCAGUGUUGAAUUUUUCAGGUCAUGUAUAUAUGGCCGGGUUUAAAAAAUACAAAAUUGUACUGGUUCGCCUUUAAACUACAAUGCCGUUAACAUAAAGACAAGGAUGAAAAAAUAAAAAGAAAACACUAAAGUAGUUUGAAUAAAGAGGGCAUGAUUCAAAAUUAUCAAACUGGAACUUUUAAUGAGAGAUAUAUGUCUUAAGGUAUUAGAUGCCUAAUGCAGUAUCUCCUUUCUGAAGAGUAUUCAUUUUCAGUGAGGAGACGGCGUGGGUUCAAACCGCAGAAGAUGCAACAUUUUUUUCUCUUCUUCUUCUUUUUGUUUUGUCAAAUUAUGAUUAUCUUUCAUAUUUUAUAUCUAAAAAUUGUAAUUAAACAAAUUUGAUGUAUAUUUUUACUGUGAAAAGUGUGAAAUUGGAUAGCAUAACUAAUUAAAAUGAUUAUAAU
This is a messenger RNA of Ruditapes philippinarum (Manila clam), 1815 nucleotides long. RefSeq lists its product as uncharacterized. The transcript is spliced from 2 exons. The record is from RefSeq and is a predicted model, not a curated record. Lineage: Eukaryota; Metazoa; Mollusca; Bivalvia; Venerida; Veneridae. Bases 165 to 1241 code for a protein of 358 amino acids.